AUGCUUCUAAACAGUGCCUUUAGGGCAGCACUACUGCUUGCCUCUUCCCUUCCUUCUGCUUUCGGCAUGGCUAUACCAUACAAUAUCGCAGGUCUCAAGUCACGGGCAUUGUCGACAUCCCCCGCCAGUGUUCAGACAUUUGAGUCUACAAACAAUGCAUAUCCCCGUGUGACAGCACUCUCUGACGGGACAUUGCUGCUUGGAUAUGCCCACAAUGAUGGCACGACCCGAGCACUAGACAUACUACAGUCCACGGACGGGGGUGCUUCUUUCAAGCCUUAUGGAUCCGUUGCAUCACGAACAGACAAUGCCGACCUGGACAACAUCUUUCUUCUAGAAGUUGGCUCGACAUCGCCGCCUACGGUGCUGGCGGCUUACAGGAACCAUGACAAGGACAGCUCUGGAGUAUACACCUACUUUCGCAUCACCGUGUCCAAGAGUACCGACGGUGGCAAGACUUGGGCUUUUGCCGGCCAAGCCACCGAGUUCACUGCCGCCAGCACGGGCGGUUGGGGCGUCUGGGAGCCCUUUAUGCGGAUAGGCAGCGAUGGCAAGGUCCAGCUGGACUUUAGCAAGGAGCUGGCUGCCAACAACCAGCAGACCUACCGCACCCUCUCUUCGAACCAGGGAUCUUCCUGGUCCUCGCCGGUCAAUCUCUUGACCCACGCCUCGAAUGUCAACCUGCGCGAUGGCAUGGUGGGCAUCGCCAAGGUGACCGAUCAGCAGGAUGGCCGCGCCGCCCUUGUCAUUGUCUUUGAGACCACGACGCGCGGGGAUGGUAUUUUCAACAUUGCCUAUGCCGUGUCCUACGACGACGGCGCCAGCUACUCGUCGGCAGGCGUUGUCUAUAUGCCAUCAGGCACCAGACAAGCCGGCGCACCACAGAUUGCCAACAAGGGCACCAAUGGCGUGGCUGUGGUUUUCAUGACUGACGAAGGUCUGAGCGAUCAAAACUGGCCUACCGUUGCUCAGAUCAAGACGGUGACGAGCGACGAGCUGAGAGGUGGCAAGCUGACUUGGUCCAGCCCACAACUUGUCAGCAGCGGAAGCACCUAUAGCCACUGGCCCGGUGUGCUGAGCUUCAGCGGGAAGAUCCUUUCUGUUUAUGACCAAGGAGGAGCCAUUGUCGCCAAGUACUUGAGUUACUAG
Messenger RNA from Pestalotiopsis fici W106-1, 1149 nucleotides. RefSeq lists its product as uncharacterized. Lineage: Eukaryota; Fungi; Ascomycota; Sordariomycetes; Amphisphaeriales; Sporocadaceae. The transcript has a single exon. The record is from RefSeq and is a predicted model, not a curated record. The coding region runs from base 1 to 1149 and encodes 382 amino acids.